AUGGAGGUAUUUGCUCCAGCAAAUUCGUCGACGGCGGCAGCCGUCACUUUCAUCACCUUCGUGCAAGACCUGAAAAAGAAAACCAAAACAUGGGGUUCCAUGAUAGAACUCUGCACCAAUGGAGAGAAGACAUUAGAACGGUUCAGAUAUCAGUUUCCUGAUGAUUGGCUUUACAGCGACCAACUUAGAGGAGAGUGGAGCGCAUACAACGAGAUAUUGAAGCGAAAGAAUGAUUCCAUACAGGAGCAGCUAGCUGGAUUGCAGCUGAAGAUUGUUGCCGAGGACAAGAUUGUCGAGAACAAGAUCAAUGACCUUCUGGUGGAAUGGGAGCAGACGCGGCCCGUGCAGGGUAAUAUGCGCGCCGAUACCGCCAUGAAUGCCAUCGGCGUCUUUGAGAAUAAACUAACUCGCGUUCAGGAGGAGUACGAUCUCGUUUGUAAGGCAAAGGAGGCACUGGACCUCGAGCUGACACGACACACGCGACUAGAGCCUGUUUUUGAGGAGUUACGUGAUCUCAAGGCAGUGUGGACAGCUUUGUCUGGUAUCUGGAAUCAAAUAUCUGAACUACGGGAUAUCGCUUGGGCUACCGUGCAGCCGCGCAAGUUACGGCAGCGUAUAGACGGACUCUUGUCUUCUACAAAGGAGAUGCCCACGAGGAUGAGGCAGUAUGCCGCUUUUGAAUACGUCCAGGAUGUUUUGAGGGGGUUGUUGAAAUCCAAUGCCAUCGUGUCAGAGCUCAAAUCAGAGGCGCUGAAGGAUAGGCAUUGGAAGCAGCUGUUCAAAGUGCUGAGGCUCCCAGCGCAGAUUAGCCUGACCUUGAUGACACUCGGUCAUGUUUACGAUUUGGACCUCAAAAAGAACGAAACGAUCAUUAAAGAGGUUAUCAUUCAGGCUCAAGGAGAGAUGGCUCUUGAAGAAUACAUCAAGCAAGUCAAGGAGAUAUGGACCAACUACACCCUUGACCUUGUCAAUUACCAGAACAAAUGCCGCUUGAUCAGGCAUGUGAAAGGAUGGGAUGACCUUUUUAAUAAGUGCAGCGAAAACUUAAGCUCCUUGACUGCAAUGAAGUUGUCCCCAUAUUAUAAAGUCUUUGAAGAGGAGGCCGGUUCUUGGGAGGAAAAGCUCAAUCGAAUUCAUGUUCUCUUCGAUGUCUGGAUUGACGUUCAGCGCCAAUGGGUUUAUCUUGAGGGUAUAUUUUCGGGCAGCGCCGACAUCAAGCACCUUCUUCCUGUCGAGAGCGCUCGGUUCCAGAAUAUCAACUCCGAGUUUCUCACCGUGAUGAAGAAGGUCUACAAGUCCCCUUUCGUCAUCGACGUCAUGAACAUUCAAGGCAUCCAGAAAAGUUUGGAACGUUUGGCAGACCUACUGAACAAGAUUCAGAAGGCUCUUGGAGAGUAUCUGGAACGGGAGCGUUCAUCAUUUCCCCGCUUCUACUUUGUUGGCGAUGAAGAUUUACUCGAGAUUAUUGGUAACAGCAAAGAUAUUCUUCGGAUCAUGAAACAUCUGAAGAAAAUGUUUGCCGGUAUCUCCACCAUCAAGCUUGACGAGGAGUUAAGUCAGAUACAAGGGAUGGCAUCUAGGGCGGGAGAGGAGGUCAUGUUCACGGAGCCAAUUUUAUUAGCUGACCAUCCCAAGAUCAACGAUUGGCUGGCAAGAAUUGAGACGAUGAUGAGGUUGUCACUUGCCAACCUACUCACGGAUGCCGUUAUAAAACUGCAAACGUUUUAUGGCUCUGGCUCCAAGUUAUUUAUGGAUCCACUGAUGGCCUGGAUGGAGAAGUAUCCUGCUCAACUUGUUACACUUGCAGUACAAGUUGUAUGGACAUCAUCUGUUGAAGACGCCUUGGAGUCGGGAGCUACCCCAGAUGCACCAUUGGACACUGUACACCAAGCAUUGGAUCUACUUGCUGACAUCGUUUUGCAGGAACUGAGUCCUGUCACUCGGCGAAAAUGUGAACAUCUCAUCACAGAGCUAGUGCACCAGCGAGAUGUCACGCGUUCGCUUAUCCAACAGAAUGUGCUCGAUCCUAAAGGUUUCACCUGGCUGUAUCAGAUGCGCUUUUACCUCGACAGGACAAUCGAGAACCCCUUGGAGAAGCUUUCCAUUAAGGCCGCUGAUGCUUCUUUCCCUUAUGGAUGGGAGUACCUUGGUGUUCCUGAUCGACUUGUUCAAACACCACUUACCGAUCGCGUCUACCUCACCCUGACACAGGCGCUAUAUAACCAACUUGGCGGCGCUCCAUUCGGUCCCGCCGGCACAGGUAAAACAGAGUCUGUUAAAGCGUUGGGCGUGCAGCUGGGCCGCUUCGUGCUUGUCUUUUGUUGCGACGAGACUUUCGAUUUCCAGGCAAUGGGUCGUAUUUUUGUUGGACUGUGUCAAGUCGGUGCCUGGGGUUGCUUUGAUGAGUUCAAUCGUUUGGAAGAGCGAAUUCUUAGUGCAGUCUCGCAGCAAGUUCAAAGUAUCCAGCAAGGCUUGGUGUCUUUGGCCAAGAACCCAAACACAGAGAUAGAACUAGUUGGGAAAAACCUUAAGAUCAACAAGAAUAUCGGGAUCUUCAUCACGACCAAUCCCAACUAUGCUGGCCGUUCUCAGCUUCCUCCUAAUCUGACCAAACUCUUUCGACCAAUGGCAAUGACCCGGCCUGAUCGAGAGUUGAUCGCUCAAGUCAUGUUGUUUUCUCAAGGUUUCCGUACCGCGGAAUCGUUAGCGUCUAAAAUUGUGCCAUUCUUCAAUCUUUGUGACGAGCAGCUGUCUCCGCAACCUCACUAUGACUUCGGAUUGCGUGCGCUUAAAGCGGUCCUCGCUAGUGCGGGUAUCCUCAAACGAGAACGUCUGCAAUCAGUCCGAGCGUCUGAGGACGAUUCUGAGGCGGUCUGCCUCUCGGAUGCUAUCUCGGAGCAGAUCAUCUUAAUUCAGAGUGUCACAGAGACUAUAGUGCCUAAGCUGGUUGCUGAGGAUGUUCCCCUUCUUACCAACCUUUUGGCUGAUGUGUUCCCGGGUGUUGAUUACAUGCCUGUUGAUCUGGACGCAUUACGGGAACAGAUCAUAAAAGUUUGUUCUGAACGGCGACUGGUUGAUGGUGAUCUAUGGAUUUCUAAAAUUUUGCAACUCUAUCAAAUUCAAAAGAUUCAACAUGGACUGAUGAUGGUCGGGCCAUCUGGCAGUGGGAAAACCAAUGCUUGGCAAGUCUUACUCGCAGCUUUGGAGAGACUCGAUGGCAUCGAAGGAGUUUCUUAUGUCAUUGAUCCUAAAGCCAUGCAUAAGGAUACUCUGUACGGUACCUUAGAUGCGACUACUCGAGAGUGGAAUGAUGGCCUCUUUACCCACAUCCUUCGCAAGAUUGUGGACGAUGUGCGUGGGGAGAGUGGCAAGAGACAUUGGAUUAUCUUUGAUGGUGAUGUUGAUCCUGAAUGGGUGGAGAAUCUGAACAGUGUGCUCGACGAUAACAAACUGCUUACGUUGCCGAACGGAGAGCGGCUCAAUCUACCCCCGAACGUGAGAAUCAUGUUCGAAGUGGAGCACCUCAAAUAUGCGACACUCGCUACAGUCAGCCGUUGCGGUAUGAUUUGGUUCUCAGGGGAUGUCGUAGAACCUUCUAUGGUCUAUCGUCAUUAUCUUACCACGCUGUCGUCUGUUGCUCUUGACGCCGAUGACGAUGAGGCUGGCGAUUUACUUGCACGACGCAGUGAGAUUCCAGUAUCUGACAAUGCCGCUACUGCGAAUUUGGUUACACAAAAGCAGGUUGCCUCUAUUUUGGAGCGCUAUUUCGCCGAAGGGGAUCUCGUCAGUUCAGCACUCAAAUUCGCCGAAUCUAUCGAGCAUAUCAUGGACUAUACGGUCACUCGUGCUCUCAACACUCUUUUUUCUCUUCUCAACAAGACUGUCCGAAACAUCAUCGAGUACAACUUCCAGCAUUCUGACUUCCCCUUGUCUUUGGAACGUAUAGAGCAGUACGUUACAAAGCGCUUACUCGUCAGCAUCAUCUGGGCCUUCUCUGGGGAUGCGAAGUUAGAUCUACGCGCUGAAAUGGGCGAUUACCUCAGAAACCAGACCGGCAUCGAUCUACCUCCUCUUGGACCUGGUAGUUCUCUCAUAGACUUCGACGUCCAGGUGGCUAAUGGUGAAUGGGUUGCUUGGCAGUCUCGAGUCCCCGUUAUAGAAAUCGAGGCCCAUGCCGUAACCGCCUCCGAUCAGGUCGUCCCCACUAUGGACACCGUGCGCCAUGAAGAAGUGUUAUAUUCUUGGCUCUCAGAGCAUAAACCUCUAAUGCUUUGCGGACCUCCUGGAUCCGGAAAAACCAUGACCCUUUUCAGCGCCUUGAGGAAACUUCCCGACAUGGAAGUUGUAGGCCUGAACUUCUCCAGUGCAACGACCCCAGAGCUCAUCCUCAAAACGUUCGAGCAGUAUUGUGAGUAUCGCAAAACCCCCAAUGGGGUCAUUUUGGCACCUAUGCAGAUUGGUCGAUGGCUGGUUGUAUUCUGCGACGAAAUUAAUCUACCAGCAGCCGACAAGUACGGCACUCAACGUGUCAUCUCUUUCAUCCGUCAGCUGGUUGAAAGUGGGGGAUAUUGGCGUGCCAGUGAUAUGUGUUGGGUGAAACUCGAACGUAUCCAGUUUGUAGGAGCCUGCAAUCCUCCCACCGAUCCCGGACGUGUUCCCCUCAGUCACCGAUUCUUACGUCAUGCACCAUUAGUUAUGGUGGAUUAUCCUGGUGAAGUGUCCUUGAAACAAAUCUAUGGCACUUAUAACCGCGCUGCUCUGAAAGUUGUUCCCAACUUGCGCGCCUAUGCAGAUCCUCUUACCGAUGCCAUGGUUGCUUUCUAUUUGGCAUCUCAAAAACGAUUUACCACCGAUAUUCAAGCACACUAUGUGUACAGUCCACGGGAGCUGACACGAUGGGUACGAGGCAUGUACGAGGCAAUCCGACCGUUGGAAAUAUUGUCAGUCGAAGGGUUAGUGCGCGUAUGGGCCCAUGAAGCGUUACGGCUGUUUCAAGAUCGUCUAGUCACUGAAGAGGAGCGGCAAUGGACAGAUGAAAAUAUUGAUGCAGCUGCUAUGGAGCACUUCCCUACCAUCAAUCGCGAAGAAGCUCUGAGCCGACCAAUCCUCUUUUCGAAUUGGACCUCCAAGGAUUAUAUUCCCGUUGAUCGAGAUACACUCCGUGAAUAUACUAAAGCCCGCCUUAGAGUUUUCUAUGAAGAAGAGCUCGAUGUUCCUCUUGUCUUGUUCAACGACGUGUUGGAUCACGUUCUCCGUAUCGACCGAGUCUUCCGUCAAAUUCAAGGACAUCUUCUGCUCAUCGGAGUUAGCGGAAGUGGAAAGACCACAUUAUCGCGUUUUGUCGCUUGGAUGAAUGGACUGAGCAUCUUUCAAAUCAAGGUGUCUAACAAGUAUACGGGCGAUGACUUCGACGAAGAUCUUCGAGUCGUCCUCCGCCGGGCUGGAUGCAAAGGUGAAAAAAUCUGUUUUAUCAUGGACGAGUCCAACGUCUUGGACUCCGGGUUUUUGGAAAGGAUGAACACACUUCUAGCCAAUGCCGAAGUACCAGGUCUCUUCGAAGGUGACGAGCAUGCUGCUUUGAUGACUGCUUGCAAAGAAGGUUCCCAGCGCGAUGGCUUAAUGCUGGAUUCCCAUGAAGAAUUGUAUCGUUGGUUUACUCAGCAAGUUGCACGAAAUCUUCACGUCGUGUUUACCAUGAAUCCUCCCGAGAACGGUCUGGCGUCUAGAGCUGCCACAUCUCCCGCCCUAUUCAAUCGUUGCGUCCUGGACUGGUUCGGAGAUUGGUCAGAUCAGGCCUUCUAUCAAGUGGGUAUGGAGUUCACCCAUAACCUGGACCUCGAUCUUUCAACAUACGUACCUCCGGCUCAUUUCCCGAUCGCCUACCGCGGUCUCUCUAUGCCUCCAAUCCACCGCACCGCAGUUGUGAAUGCUUUGGUCCAUGUCCACUCUUCCCUACACCAGAUCAAUCAACGUUUGUCCCGCCGUCAAGGUCGAUACAAUUAUGUCACACCUCGUCAUUACCUCGAUUUCAUCAACCACUAUGUCCGUUUGUAUACCGAAAAGCGUGACGAGCUGGAGGAACAGCAGCGCCACCUUCACGUGGGUCUUGACAAGCUCAGAGAUACUGUAACCCAGGUCGAGGAGCUGCGCAAAAGUCUUGCCAUUAAGCGGUCGCAACUCGAGGCUAAGGAUGCGGAAGCUAAUGAAAAGCUUAAGCGUAUGGUAUCUGACCAGCAGGAAGCCGAGCAGAAGAAGGCCGCUUCCAUUGAAAUUCAAGCAGCUUUGGUCGAGCAGGAUAAGCACAUCGAGCAGCGCCGUGCCAUCGCAACGGCAGAUCUAGCUAAUGCAGAACCUGCGGUGCUUGAUGCACAAGCCGCUGUCAGUAAUAUCAAGCGACAGCAUCUGCAGGAAGUUCGAACCAUGGCUAAUCCACCGGAAGCCGUUAAAUUGGCGAUGGAGUCCGUUUGCACAAUUCUUGGUCACAGAAUUGACAGCUGGCGCACCGUGCAAGGAAUUAUCCGUCGGGACGACUUCAUCCAGCGCAUUGUCAACUUUGACACUACUACCCAGAUGACCAAGCAUCUUCGAGACAUCAUGAAGAGAGACUUCCUGAGUCGGCCUUCGUACAACUUCGAAACCGUGCAACGCGCCAGCAAAGCAUGUGGCCCUCUAGUCAAGUGGGCUUUGGCCCAGGUUCAUUUUUCUGAAAUUCUUGAUCGCGUCGAGCCACUCCGCAACGAGGUACAGUCGUUGGAGAAACAAGCAGAGACAACAAAAAAGCAGGCCGGUGCAAUCAUUCAAAUGAUUUCAGAGCUCGAGGCGAAGAUUGCACGAUACAAAGAGGAGUAUGCGUUGCUGAUCAGCGAGACACAGGCCAUAAAGUCAGAGAUGGAGCGGGUGCAAAGCAAGGUCGAUCGCAGUAUGAAGUUGUUGGAGAGUCUGUCAUCGGAACGUGGUCGAUGGGAAAGUGGCAGCCGUGCAUUCGAUGCCGAAAUGUCCACUAUUGUUGGCGAUGUUCUUCUGUCGGCCGGAUUUUUGGCUUAUGGAGGAUUUUUCGACCAACACUACCGUGAAGUCAUGUGGCAAGAGUGGUCUAACCACCUUUCCGAUGCUAACGUUAAGUUCAAACCAGAGCUGUCGCUCACAGAGUAUCUCUCCACUGCAGAUGACAGGUUGAGCUGGCAAUCGAGGUCACUGCCUGCGGACAAUCUCACUACGGAGAAUGCUGUCAUGUUGAAACGCUUCAACCGUUAUCCUUUGAUCAUAGAUCCUACGGGACAAGCAACGACUUUCCUUCUGAACGAGUACAAGGAACGGAAGAUCACCGUGACAAGUUUCUUGGACGAGGCAUUCCUCAAGGUCCUGGAGAGCGCCCUUCGAUUUGGAAACCCGCUUCUUAUACAGGAUGUGGAACACCUCGAUCCCAUCCUGAACGCUGUUCUCAACAAGGAAAUUAGGCGUACCGGAGGCCGAGUGCUCAUUCGUCUAGGAAGUCAGGACAUCGAUUUCUCGCCUUCAUUCACCAUGUUUCUUUCUACGCGAGAUCCCUCUGUCGAAUUUUCUCCCGAUAUCUGUAGCCGUGUCACAUUUGUCAACUUCACCAUGACUCGUAGCAGUCUUCAAAGUCAAUCCUUGGAUCAAGUUCUCAAAGUGGAACGUCCCGACACGGAACGAAAGCGCACGGACUUGAUGAAGAUUCAAGGCGAAUUCCGUCUUCGACUUCGAACAUUGGAGAAAUUGCUUCUGCAAGCGCUGAACGAAUCAUCAGGAAACAUUCUUGAUGAUGACAAGGUCAUUGACACUUUGGAGACUUUAAAACGAGAAGCCGCCGAUAUUACCUCCAAGGUUGAAGAGACCGAUGUUGUCAUGAAGGAGGUAGAGGAAGUCACUGCCGAGUAUCUGCCCUUGGCGCAAGCUUGCAGUGCAGUUUUCUUUGUGUUGGAGCAGCUGAAUCUUGUCAACCACUUCUAUCAAUUCUCGCUGCGCUUCUUCCUUGAUAUCUUUGAUUACAUCCUUCACCACAACCCAAAUCUGAAGAGUGUGACGGAUCAUAGCCAGCGUCGAGAUAUUCUUCUGAACGAUCUUUUCCUAGUGGUAUACAAGAGGACCUCUCGGGCCCUUCUCUAUCGUGACCACGUCAUGCUUGCUGUCCUUUUGGCUCAAGUCAAGCUACGAGGUGUAGAAGAAAUCACAGACGAAAUGGAGUUCUUGUUGGAAAGUGCGGACAACGUUGUCCCUUCAGUCAACAGCAUAGCAGGCAUCACUCCUCCAAGUGCCAUCCUUUCUGCCGACCAAGCCUUGCGUUUGGAAACUUAUGCUAAACAGUCUAUCUUCAAGCCGGUCCAGAACCAUAUUAUCGAGCACGAAAGCAAUUGGUUGCCAUUCUUGCAGUCUCACCAUCCAGAGCAGUCCGUUCCUACUCCUUGGGAACCCAGCACGCCGGCUGUGGAAGCCAUUCGAUCCAUGCUGAUCAUCAAAUGUCUACGACCUGACCGUCUCUUGCAAGCAACUGCCCAAUUUGUCCGUCUUGUAUUCAACACCGAGUUAUCAUCUGUAUCUGAUUAUGACCUUGGAACCAUGGUUAAUGACGAAGUUCCAGCUGCGACGCCGCUGGCAUUGAUUUCUGUCCCCGGAUAUGAUGCCAGUUACCGAGUGGAGAACUUAAUAAAGAAUACGGGCGCUCGCUCUUCUUCUGUCGCAAUGGGCUCCCAAGAAGGUUUCGGCCUGGCAGAUCAAGCAAUUGCGGCGGCAGCCCGACAAGGUUCAUGGGUUCUCCUAAAGAACGUCCAUCUUGCUCCAUCGUGGCUGGGACAGUUGGAGAAGAAGUUGCAAACGCUGAAUCCGAACCGCAACUUCCGCCUUUUCCUCACAAUGGAAGCCAGUCCAUCUAUUCCAGUCAAUCUUCUGCGUCAAUCCCGUUUAAUUAUAAACGAGCCACCCCCGGGUAUCAAAGCCAAUCUCCUUGACUCUCUUCGCAGCAUAUCGUCCUCUCGUUUGUCUCACGGGCCUGCUGAAAAAAUUCGUCUCUAUUUCCUGUUGGCCUGGUUCCAUGCCAUUGUCCAAGAGCGUCUUCGCUACGUUCCUCUUGGUUGGAGUAAAUCCUACGACUUCAACGACUCCGAUAUGUCGUCGGCGUUCACUACGAUGGACACUUGGUUAUCCGGUGUCUCCAAGGGCCGUACAAACAUCGAUCCCGUUACAAUACCCUGGGAUGCUUUGCGCACACUGGUCAAACAGUCUGUGUAUGGCGGCCGAGUUGAUAGCGACUUCGACCAGAGAAUUCUGGAUUCAUUCGUUGACGGAUUAUUUACCCCAGCGGCGUAUAAUGUCAACUUUGAUUUGGUUCCAAGCGUAGGCGGCGGACAAGUUCUAGGUGUUCCUGAUGGCACUAAGAUGGAGCACUUCUUGUUGUGGGCGCAGGGCUUGCCUGACCGUGAACCUCCCUCUUGGCUUAGCCUUCCUCCAAGCGCAGAACGUGUGAUUGCUAUUGCCCAAGGAAACGAGUUGCUUGGCAAGCUGAGGAAGAUGCGAAUGCUAGCAGACGAUGAUGAUGAUGUUACCCUCGCUGCCUCAACCAAAUCUCAAACGUCCCAGCAACCAGCCUGGAUGCGGUCUCUUCUUGACCGCUGCCAAGAAUGGCUUUCUCAAGUGCCUUUUAAAUUCAAUAUUCUUCCUCAGCAAGGGAAUGACAGCCAGGACCCAUUGUAUCGUCUCUUCGCUAGAGAGGGCGAUAUUGGUCGCCGCCUACUCAUACAAGUUCGCAGGGAUCUUACAGAUGUGGUCAAAGUUUGUCAAGGAGAGUUGAAGCAAACCAACCACUUACGAAGCCUUAUGAGUUCUUUGACCAAAGGCAUCAUUCCCAAUCACUGGCGGCAGUACAAAGUGCCCAAGGCAAUGGUUGCCUCUGGAUGGAUUGCCAAUUUUUCUCGACGACUGAAUCAACUCGAUAGUAUCGUCGAGCUGCAGAACUUGAACGAUGUCGAAGUUUGGCUUGGCGGACUCUUCUUCCCCGAGGCAUAUGUUACGGCGACUCGGCAAGCUGUUGCACACCGGAAAAGAUGGAGUCUAGAAACCCUUACCUUGAGGCUCGAUAUUGAGAAAGUGAAUGACCCCGAAGCCUUCAUUGUUGACGGGCUUGCAUUGGAAGGUGCGUCGUGGGCGACCGACAAAUUGGUACUCAAUGAUGGCGAGAUUGUUCGGCUGAAUGCGUCGCAAAUUCGGUGGGUGCAGUCAGACGACUCAAGUAGACAGAACUUGGUCAAUCUACCGGUAUACCUAAAUGGUGACCGUAGCGACGUAAUGUUUACCGUCGACCUUCCAUUCGAUCCCAGCGCAGGCCCUCUCGUUUCCAUGAGGGCAGUAUGCCUCACGGCCAACGCUUAG
Molecule: messenger RNA, 10383 nt
Organism: Guyanagaster necrorhizus
Lineage: Eukaryota; Fungi; Basidiomycota; Agaricomycetes; Agaricales; Physalacriaceae
Product: dynein heavy chain protein 1
Exons: 20
Coding region: 1-10383 (3460 amino acids)
Biological process (GO): microtubule-based movement
Cellular component (GO): axonemal dynein complex
Molecular function (GO): ATP hydrolysis activity; dynein light intermediate chain binding; minus-end-directed microtubule motor activity
Source: RefSeq, a predicted model, not a curated record